Messenger RNA from Phytophthora nicotianae INRA-310, 1891 nucleotides. RefSeq lists its product as hypothetical. The coding region runs from base 762 to 1718 and encodes 318 amino acids. Gene Ontology annotation, molecular function: protein binding. The transcript has a single exon. The record is from RefSeq and is a predicted model, not a curated record. NCBI's taxonomy places the organism in Eukaryota, Oomycota, Peronosporomycetes, Peronosporales, Peronosporaceae.
GCCCAAGUGCGUACCAGGGAACAGACCGGGCAGUGACACAGUGCGGAAUCCCUGUAGCGACUGCGUGGAGAAGGCGCCUGAAGUCGAGCUCAUACGGCUCAGACGCGGCGACACGCUGCCGCCCGAGGACGUGGUGGACGUCGGUGCCGACGACAUGAACAGAGGGACGGAACGAAUUAGAGAGAUCCAGCGCCGCGCUGUAAUGCACGUGCUGCAAUGGCAAUUGCACGAUAAGGUAGUCCGUUUUUGUGUCGAAACGUUACGACUGUGGAUUGGCUGAAAAGGGGAGAAGUGGAUGAAGUGGGAGUGGAUGAAAAUCUGAUUGAAGAUUUGGGUGCACCACACUUGAAGAUGUGCGCUACAAAGGAUAAGGAAAUUACGCGACAGCUGGGUAGAGUCCAACGGGAGGAUACUCGCCCCCCAUCGUUGGCGCAUGCAUUCCUGCGCGGCAACCAGUAUCCACUAAAUGCACAUGUAUGUCAUUGGUCACGCUGUGUGUCAUCGCAAAGGCAAGUGACUGAAGGUUCAUGACGUGUAUCCGUCCUGUACAACCGCCGGUUGGUUCUCGAAGUAUGACAGCAGGUUGCUGUUGGUACAAUGUACCAUCGAUCGGUCCGCCCUUCUCCCAAUCCCGCCUUCUGAUUGGCUGAGCCUCGUCCACAAACAGACGUCGGAGAACAAUUUCUUUCCUCGAUUUUUCAUUUUCGGAUCGGCAGAGUAAAGAGCAAGAGAACUCAUAACCGCUUCAACCCAGGACAAUAAUGGACGCUAAGCAGACUGCACUCAAGAUCAACUACAAGGGCGAGCUGCACCGCCUGCGUGUGGACCUUGCCACGUUCUCGCUGGAGGCGCUGACCGCGUUGUUCGCCGAGACGUUCAACUUGACCCCCGGCAGCUUCGUGGUGCAAUACACGGACGCCGAGGGCGACUGCCUCAAUGUGACGUCACAGGCCGAGUACGAGGAGGCCUGCCGUGUGUUCCUGAGCAGCACGGAGGGCUCCAAGUCGCUUCGCUUUGAGUCUGUGAGCCGCACGGCCGUGGCUUUCCAGGAGAACGUUGCUGACCCGAUUCUCAAGGCCAUUGAGAAGCUCGUGGAGACGCUGAACGUGGCCAUGGAGAAGGUCAAGCACGAGCAGUGGGCCGAGAAGGCGCAACAGACAGCGCAGACUAGCCUCAACCACACCAACGAGGCGCUUAAGACCGCGGCUCAUGAUGCUCGCGAGUCAUUCAUUGCUGCGCGUCAGAGCAUCCAGGAGAUCCCGUUUGACCAGCUCGUUAAGGAGACCACCGAGGGCAUUAAGUGCGCCGCUGAGGGCAUCAGCGAGUUCGCUAAGGAGGUGGUCGGUGAGAUCAAGAACAUGAAGAUGCCGCCUACCCACACGGAGGUCGCUCCUGCUCCGGAGGUGCAGCAGCAGACUGAGGCCGAGGCUGUUGAAACUGCCGAGCCUGCUGAGGUCCCUGUGGUCGCUACUAGCGACAGCGAAUGGGAGCAGGUGGCGGAGCAGGAACAGACCCCUGCCCCUGUGGAGGAGACUCCUGUUGUGGUCGAAACCCCCGCUGCCCCCGUCGUGACGGAGGAGGAGCUCAAGUGGGCGGCCGAGCUGUCGAUGGUGCGCGACAUCUUCCCGGGCGUGGAGACGGCUGUUGUCAUUGACCGUCUGGAGCAGUGCAACGGCAACGUGCAGGUGGUGCUGAACUCUCUGAUGGAGGAGAUGUAAGCUGAAGACAAAAGAUGCGACUCUUUCGAUGCAAGAAAGAUGGUUAUGCUUGAAGAUCUCGUGCAACUUUUGAGUGCGAAAGCGAUGAGAACGUGGAGGUAAGAUGGAUAGGACUAUCCCACCCGAAGAACUCGACGUGACUUUAAUCGCGAAUAUAUUUACAUUUCCAGAAA